AUGAACGAACGCACCAAGUUUAGUAUUAUAACAUGCCCGUGCACUGUCGCGUCCCGUGAUCUAUUUCUUCAAAAGGAUCUCAGGGACCAUGAUGAUCCGCCACUUGAGUUGAUGACCCCUGUUCGUCACCCCCAGCGUGAUCGUUACAACGCGAAAGUAAAUCGAGCGUUGAAGUGUAUUUCCAGCGCUAGCUUCAUGCUGAAAGCGCUUUGUGACCCGGAGGGACUUAUGCAUGACAUUAUGUUCAACGAGGUAGCGCCGGAUGUAUAUGCCAAUAAUGAGUUGUCUCUGUUGUUUCAAUCAGAGUCACGACGAGCCCUCAUAGGCUUAUGUGCCGACGAGAGUCGAUUGUCCUCUUGCAAAGUAUGGGAAGCACUCAACUCGAGUCAAGUGGAAAAAGGCUCCCCGAGGAAGUCAGGGUUUCAGUUAGCCUACGACACCGAUCUAAAUAUCUACGAAUGGUGGCAAAAGGUGCGACCGGAUCUCGGCGCUCGAGGGGCUAUCGCGUUUACCGGCAAGGGACUCAACAUGGAGCAGUACCUAUCUCUGGAUGUGGGAGGGGGAGCCGGUGGUGCAACGUUGCCAUUCCUGAGGCAGUAUGGCCAUUUGAAUCUCCAAGUACAAGACCUUCCUGAGACUGAGAAGAAUUUUGACGCGUUUUUGCACGCGGAUUAUUCGGACAUUGCUGAGUCUGGUCGAGCAACAUUUCUCGCUCAAGACUUUUUCGAGCCACAAGCCACGCAAGGUGCCGAUGUUUACUUUUUGCGUCAUAUUUUGCACAAUUGGAACGACUCCAUGGUUGGCAAGAUUUUGAACAACUUGACAGCUGCAAUGUCGCUGGAAAGCAAGUUACUGAUUUGCGAGCACAUCCUCCUGCCCGUCUACGCAAGCCAGCAAGCUCGGGACCGAGUCGAGGAUAACGAUACAUUUUUUGCUCCACAUCCACUUCUCGCUAACUGGGGGGCAAGUUUUACCAGCAGGUUAGAUCUGCAGGUGCUGUCAAUUCUCGAUGCGCGGCAGCGCACGGCGGGGGAUUUUGAACGAUUAUUUAUUGCGGCUGGGCUUCGUGUUUCCCACACGUGGAGAAACAUGGGCGAUGACACAAUAUUGGAAUGCAGGCUUAUGUCCUAG
Messenger RNA from Penicillium manginii, 1131 nucleotides. Its product is annotated as S-adenosyl-L-methionine-dependent methyltransferase. Bases 1 to 1131 code for a protein of 376 amino acids. Lineage: Eukaryota; Fungi; Ascomycota; Eurotiomycetes; Eurotiales; Aspergillaceae. The record is from RefSeq and is a predicted model, not a curated record. The transcript has 6 exons. Gene Ontology annotation, molecular function: O-methyltransferase activity.